Molecule: messenger RNA, 3633 nt
Organism: Mesorhabditis belari
Lineage: Eukaryota; Metazoa; Nematoda; Chromadorea; Rhabditida; Rhabditidae
Source: the annotation of a GenBank genome assembly
AUGGGCAAGAACAUGCCGGCGGGAAAAGCAACUCGAUUUUCCGCUGAAAUGGCUGCUCAUCUAAUGGAUAAUGCCCCAAAUCUAACUUCAGAAAAUGACGACGAUAGCUAUGUGACUGCGGCCUCAACCUCAACAUCGGAGAUUCGAAUGGGCGAACAACUGGUUGAUACAAUCAAAAAAGAUUGGGCUAAAUCAAAAAUCAUCAACGAACCAACAACACAUCAAGAAAGAACGCAUCGAGCAAGCGAGUCAAAUGAUCAACAAACAUCUAAAUUUCCGAUUGUCGGAGCGAGGGGAUCUUGUGAAAGAAGAGAAGCACGAGUGAAACUAAAAAUACACGACAGGAAGAAGUACAACGCGUCGGUCAUUCUGGUCGACAAUCGAAAUGAGUUUGGUCAAUGGGGAAUUUUCGGCUUUCUGAAAGUCGGAUCGGUGAUUCGUUUACAUCUUGAAGAAACGUUUCUCUUAGUGGUCAACCAAAUCGUGAGCAACAAAGAGUUUUUUGGGAUUCAUUCCAACAAGACGCAAUCCGCGUGCAUCUCGAUUGCCCAUGAUCAUUUGCCUUCAGAUUUAUAUCGCCCAGUGCAAAACGUUGAGAAAGCCCAGGCCCAGAUUAUGGUUGAACAUGUGCCUCCAGAAGAGCUUUGCGGUAAAGAUGGAUCUCAAUUGGACAACGUGCAGCUAUAUUUUAAGGAGCUUUACUUGAGUCGAGCCGACAUGUGGAAAAUGAGAAAAGCGCUCAUCGGAAAAACUCUCUUCCAAGAUCGAGAUAUUGUCAGCUCGGUGUUGAAUGUAAACUUACGAAUCAGUGAUAUGUGGCGUAGAGGUGAACAAGUGCGUCAUGGAUAUGUCUCUGCUGAUACUCGUGUCGUUUUUCGAUCCUCGUCUUCAAUGGUUCUUAUUUACCUUCAAGUGUCUGAAGAAAUGUUUCAUAUGGAUGGAACAGGUCACAUGCUUUUUGAGACGUGUACAGCCGGCUUUCUUAGCGCUUUGCUGCAGCAAUGGGAACAUAGUAACUGUUCGCAUUAUGUUUCGAUAAUUAUGUGCUCACGAUGGUUUUUCGAUCAAUCGCCCAGUGCCGAGGAUAUUCAAAGAGAGAAUUUGGUGCCAGAUCAGCAAGGAAGAUACUAUCAGGAUUUCUACAAACUUCUCGUUCAAAAUGAGCACUAUGAGGAUUGGGUGACACCUUUCUCGAAAAUUCUUCACAUUUUCUACGAUUAUCGAGAUAUUAUUUCUGCGGAACUGGGAAGAAAUUUUCCCGAUCUACCAGCAAAUAAUUAUCAUAUAUCUGUUGCUGAUGAUGGAAACUUUUUGCCAAGUCUCAAUAUGAGCAUGAAUAUGUUCUGUAUGUAUCACAGUGAUCGACGAUAUGAAACCACUGGACAAGAGAUCAUUUACGUGACAGCCGGCUAUGGAGUGUUCAAUGUCGAUGAAAAUGCCGUACAACCGACCAAGCAAAAACUCAUCGAUAUGGGCAUUUCUUUGGAUAUGGUUUGUUUGGGCCAACAGCCACUUCACGUGACUCCGCUUUUCAUUUUCCACGAUCGCGAGGGUCAAGUGUAUAAGCAUUACACUCCUCAUUGGAUGAACUAUUCAUACUUUCGGAUGGAUGGCAAGAAACCAACUUUGGCUACUUUUACUCCGAGAGUUAUUCUGCCACAAGACUACACAGAGCCUACUUACGAGCAUCUCUCAAUGGUGGAAGCAGAUGAUGUUAUUGAAUGUGAAGAAAGCGAAAAGGAAGAUUCGGAAGUGAACAGUGGAAUUGAUAAAACACGAGCUCAUAUGGCAAGACUUCUUGAUGCAGCCAGAAGAAAAGUGAAUGGGGAAAGUACGGACACUGAAACUGAUCGAGAAACUGAACAGACUAGCUCGAGAGCUUCUCUGGGAUCUUCUUUGUGCUCUUUAGAUGAAGCUGAUGGUGAUGGAGAAGGCUUUGAUUUAAGCAGAUAUGGAAAUCAUCGAAGAGCUUCGGAUCUUGAUCUUGAAUUGGAAGUUGAGAAAAACGAACUCGAGGAGGGGAUGAGCUCGACAGAUCGAACUACUUUCAUGCAACUCCUCGAGAGGGUGAGCCCCAUCAACAAUGUUGCUCAAAACUCGUCGGAUUUGCUUGAAAAAGAGCUCAACCCAGAUCCAGUGCCAGCUGCUUUGGGUUCAAUUUCACAGAGGGUUCCGCACGUUCAUCGAUUUUCAUCAAUCUCCGGAGUUCCUCAGCAACGAGAGCGAUCAAUCGGCGCAUCAUCACUUGAAGGAGCUGGAGUCACUUUUGAUUUGCGACGAGGAGGAAGUUCGCUUGAAAGUAGUCGAGGUCGAGUCUCUUCGAUGACCCGUGCCAGUCAAGCUCAUUCAUAUCACACGACUACUCAAAACCAACUCCAACCAAAUGUGUAUUCCAAUUUCCCGUUUAAACCCGACUCGCACGUUGUGAUGACAGCCAAUCGUCGAAGAUGGAUCCACGUAUUUCCGAUGGAUGUGCGCGGAAUGAGCAAAUUGGCUCACCAUUAUGUGCAAGGUCGAUCGACUAUCAAUAUUGUGGAUAUCGAAGAACCACCCUCGUCAUCGCAUCGACAAAUCCCAAUUCAAGGUCAGACCGAGUCUCCGUUAAGAAGAGCGGCUUCUCCACAAGCUGGAGGUAUUCAUCAAGGAUCGCCUGGAAGAGUGGCUGCUACAUCACCACUUGAGCCCACUAGUCAACGACCGCCACGCGCUUGGGCAUGGGCUUGGGGCUCAACGGGAGAAGAAAAAUGGAAUCCAGAUCUUACCAUUGGGAUGGAUUGGAAAUCGUUGAUCCGUUCGGCUCUCCUCCCGAUCACCACCGAUUUCUUCCCCGAGGGUUUCACCAUUCGCAAUCAAUACAGAGUUCAUGGACAUCAAGUUCUCGUCGAUCAUAGCUUGAUUGAAGAUAUUGACAUUCCGGAUGUAAAGUCGUUAACACUUUCCGAACUUUCGCAUCUCGUCUUCGACUUGCUCAUCUCUCAGCGACUUCAGAGGGGCUUUCAAAUUGUCACUCUAUCAAGAAGAUUGAUCAAAAGCUCUGUUGCGAAGGCAGGUCGUUUUCCACAAGAUGAAGGAUCUGCUGAUGAUGAUGUCACUCUCACGUUUAGUAAUAUCUAUCAUCGAUUAGUCCGCAGAAGAAAUGAUAUCUAUGUUACGCUUUUAAUUCCGGAUCCAAAUCGAAAGCAAUUUGAAGUGGCCAAGCCGGGAGAAAGUCGAGUAUCUCGUCGACCAACUAAUAAUACAAUUGCACCCUCACAAGAGUCACAAAUCGUUUCAAAUGAUCGAACUUUCGAGAACACGCAAUAUCAAUACUAUUUCCAAGUACCCGAUGCAGAAAGAUAUGAGAAAAGCACGACCAGCUUUAAACCACACAAUCUCGACAAGUUGAACUGGUCAUUAUUGGACACAAAAUUGACCUAUCGAAGUAAAGAUGAGCUGAAGGGAUAUUCGCAGUUAUUCAAGGAUGAGAUGAAAUCCUAUUCAUCUAGGUUCAUGGUUGUUGCCCAAUCGCUUGAUCCCGAUCGAGCGGCUUUGAUUGUUCAGGAGAAGUUGCCAGGAGAAACCUUCCGCGAGCGUGCCCACUCACAACGAGCCAUCUACGGGGAUUUCACAAAGUUUUUGCUUGGUCUUAACAAG